GGAGUCGAAAGGCAGGCAGCUCUGUGGGCUGUAAAAGGGACGCUGGCUGAACUCGUCUGCGGGUGGCCCUAGGAUGGGGCUUUAGAGUGUGCACGGAGAAGUCCCCGACCUGGCCUGCACUUAGAGUGCCGCUCCUCUGACCUCAGCAUCCGGCUCUGUGGCCGUCUGGGGUGAGCGUUGAGUACUCUGGCUUCUUUUCUCCUGCAUGUCCUGGUUUAGCGGCCUCCUGGUUCCCAAAGUGGACGAGCGGAAAACAGCCUGGGGUGAACGCAAUGGGCAGCAGCGCCUGCGCCGUGGGACUCGGGCUGCCGGCUUCUGCGCACCUCGCUAUAUGAGCUGCCUCCAGGAUGCAGAGCCGCCCAGCCCUACCCCAGCCGCUCCCCGGAGGUGCCCCUGGCAGGAUGAGGCCUUCAUCUGCAGGGGGGGCCCGGGCCCGGGCAAGGGCGUGGAGCUGGGGCUGCGGGCAGUGGCCCUGGGCUUCGAGGACGCGGAGCUGACGGCAGUGACGGGGGUGACUGAGGUGGCACCGCGGCGUGGGCGAUCGUGCUGGCGCCGCCUGGCGCAGGUGUUCCAGUCCAAGCAGUUCCGCUCGGCCAAGCUGGAGCGCCUAUACCAGCGCUACUUCUUCCAGAUGAACCAGAGCAGCCUCACGCUGCUGAUGGCGGUGCUGGUGCUGCUCAUGGCUGUGCUGCUGGCUUUCCACGCUGUGCCUGGCAGCCCUCAGCCUGCCUACGUGGCCCUGCUGGCUGGGGCCGCCACCCUGUUCGUGGCGCUCAUGGUGGUGUGUAAUCGGCAUAGCUUCCGCCAGGACUCCAUGUGGGUGGUGAGCUACGUGGUGCUGGGCAUCCUGGCUGCCGUGCAGGUCGGGGGCGCCCUAGCAGCUGACCCGCACAGCCCAUCUGCGGGCCUCUGGUGCCCCAUGUUCUUCGUCUACAUCACCUACACCCUCCUGCCCAUCCGAAUGCGGGCUGCUGUCCUCAGCGGCCUGGGCCUUUCUGCUCUGCAUUUGAUCUUAGCUUGGCAACUCAACCGUGGCGAUGCCUUGCUUUGGAAGCAGCUUGGUGCCAACGUGCUGCUGUUCCUCUGCACCAACCUCAUUGGCAUCUGCACACACUACCCAGCUGAGGUGUCUCAGCGCCAGGCUUUUCAGGAGACCCGUGGUUACAUCCAGGCCCGGCUGCACCUGCAGCACGAGAACCGGCAGCAGGAGCGGCUGCUGCUGUCCGUGUUGCCCCAGCAUGUUGCCAUGGAGAUGAAAGAAGACAUUAACACAAAAAAGGAAGACAUGAUGUUCCACAAGAUCUACAUCCAGAAGCAUGACAACGUCAGCAUCCUGUUUGCCGACAUCGAGGGCUUUACCAGCCUGGCCUCCCAGUGUACCGCGCAGGAGCUGGUCAUGACUUUGAAUGAGCUCUUUGCCCGGUUUGACAAACUGGCCGCGGAGAAUCACUGCCUGAGGAUCAAGAUCUUAGGGGACUGUUACUACUGUGUGUCAGGGCUGCCAGAGGCCCGGGCAGACCAUGCCCACUGCUGUGUGGAGAUGGGGGUGGACAUGAUCGAGGCCAUCUCGCUAGUGCGUGAGGUGACAGGUGUGAAUGUGAACAUGCGCGUGGGUAUCCACAGUGGGCGUGUGCACUGCGGUGUCCUUGGCCUGCGGAAGUGGCAGUUCGACGUGUGGUCCAACGACGUGACCCUUGCCAACCACAUGGAGGCUGGGGGCCGGGCCGGCCGCAUCCACAUCACUCGGGCCACACUGCAGUACCUGAAUGGGGACUAUGAGGUGGAGCCCGGCCGCGGUGGUGAGCGCAACGCGUACCUCAAGGAGCAGCACAUAGAGACCUUCCUCAUCCUGGGUGCCAGCCAGAAACGGAAAGAGGAAAAGGCCAUGCUGGCUAAGCUACAGCGGACGCGGGCCAAUUCCAUGGAGGGUCUGAUGCCACGCUGGGUGCCUGACCGCACUUUCUCCCGCACCAAGGAUUCCAAGGCCUUCCGCCAGAUGGGCAUUGAUGAUUCCAGCAAAGACAACCGGGGUGCCCAGGAUGCUCUGAACCCUGAGGAUGAGGUAGAUGAAUUCCUGGGCCGUGCCAUCGACGCCCGCAGCAUCGAUCAGCUGCGCAAGGACCACGUGCGCCGGUUCCUGCUCACCUUCCAGAGAGAGGAUCUGGAGAAGAAGUACUCGCGGAAGGUGGACCCGCGCUUUGGAGCCUACGUCGCCUGUGCCCUGCUCGUCUUCUGCUUCAUUUGCUUCAUCCAGCUCCUCGUCUUCCCCCAUUCAACCCUGAUGCUCGGGAUCUAUGCCGGUAUCUUCCUGUUCCUGCUGGUCACUGUGCUCACCUGUGCCGUGUACUCCUGUGGUUCUCGGUUCCCCAGGGUGUUGCAGCGCCUGUCUCGCGGCAUUGUCCGCUCGCGGGCACACAGCACAGCAGUUGGCAUCUUUUCAGUCCUGCUUGUGUUUACCUCCGCCAUCGCCAACAUGUUCAUCUGCAGCCACACCCCCAUACGGAUGUGCGCGGCCCAGAUGCUGAAUUUAACGCCCUCCGACGUUACUGCUUGCCACCUGCAGCAGCUCAAUUACUCUCUGGGCCUGGAUGCGCCCCUGUGUGAGGGCACCACACCCCCCUGCAGCUUCCCUGAGUACUUCGUUGGGAACAUGCUGCUGAGUCUCCUGGCCAGCUCUGUCUUCCUGCACAUCAGCAGCAUUGGGAAACUGGCCAUGAUCUUGGUCUUGGGGCUCAUCUAUCUGGUGCUGCUUCUGCUGGGUCCCCCAGCCACCAUCUUUGACAACUAUGACCUGCUGCUUAGCGUCCAUGGCUUGGCUUCUUCUAAUGAGACCUUGGAUGGGCUGGGCUGCCCGGCUGCAGGGAGGGUGGCCCUCAAAUACAUGACCCCUGUGAUCCUGCUGGUGUUUGCGCUGGCGCUGUAUCUGCACGCCCAGCAGGUGGAGUCUACAGCCCGCCUGGACUUCCUCUGGAAACUGCAGGCAACAGGGGAGAAGGAGGAGAUGGAGGAACUCCAGGCGUACAACCGGCGGCUGCUGCAUAACAUUCUCCCCAAGGAUGUGGCUGCCCACUUCCUGGCCAGGGAGCGCCGGAAUGAUGAGCUCUACUACCAGUCGUGUGAGUGUGUGGCUGUGAUGUUUGCCUCCAUUGCCAACUUCUCUGAGUUCUACGUGGAGCUGGAGGCCAACAAUGAGGGUGUCGAGUGCCUGCGGCUGCUCAACGAGAUCAUCGCCGAUUUUGAUGAGAUCAUCAGCGAGGAGCAGUUCCGGCAGCUGGAGAAGAUCAAGACUAUAGGCAGCACCUACAUGGCUGCCUCGGGGCUGAACACCAGCACCUACGACCAGGUGGGCCGUUCCCACGUAACCGCCCUGGCUGACUACGCCAUGCGGCUCAUGGAGCAGAUGAAGCACAUCAAUGAGCACUCCUUCAACAACUUCCAGAUGAAGAUCGGGCUGAACAUGGGCCCAGUUGUGGCCGGUGUCAUUGGGGCCCGGAAGCCGCAGUAUGACAUCUGGGGGAACACGGUGAAUGUCUCUAGCCGUAUGGACAGCACAGGGGUCCCUGACCGAAUCCAGGUGACCACGGACCUGUACCAGGUUCUAGCUGCCAAGGGCUACCAGCUGGAGUGUCGAGGGGUGGUCAAGGUGAAGGGCAAGGGGGAGAUGACCACCUACUUCCUCAAUGGGGGCCCUAGCAGUUAGCAGGGCCCAGCUACCAAUGCAGCUGACGGGACCAAGGUGGGCAUUGAGUGGACUCUGUGCUCGCUGGGAGGAGCUGUGGGGGUGGGGUGGGGUAGUGCUGAGCCUCCAGACCCUGCUGACUGUCAAAGGGGCGCCCCAGGCAGGCUGGACUUGGGCCACGCUUGUCUGCCUUGGGGCUGGCGCACGAGCGGAUACCAAGAGGACCAUGCAAGUGGCUUUCUUUCUAAUUGGGGUAGGGCUGUUCCCUCUCCUCUCCCAGCUGUGGAGGCAGGAGCAGCACUCCUGCCCGAGAGAUCACAAUGGCAGCUUGCCAUGCCUACCCUUUGUCUGCCUGGGCAAACAGGCUCAGGGCUGGGCCCUUCCUUGUCUCUCUUUUUCCUGGGAAUAUUUUGUACAAAGACUGGGGCAGGCAUGAAGAGUGCCUAUUCCACGCUUGCCUGUGGUAUGCCUGUGUUCCCGACACUGGUCCUGGGCAUGCCCCUGCCGCAGCCAGGUCUCCCUCCCUCGGCACAGGGCACAGGAGGGUGAUGGCUCUAGGGGCCCAGCUCUGUCCAUGUUUCCGGGGAAUGUUUCCAUUUGCCAAAUCCUAGUCCCAAGAUCUGUCCCCAAAGGGGAACGAAGGGACCUCUGACAGCUCAGAUUUAGCCCCGGUUCUUGUGUGCUCUGGGGAAAAGCAGUGUCUGACCUCACUGGUACUGUGAAAACGCCCAACCAGAGAGUAGGCCUGUGUGUGCGUGGGGAUGUCAGUAGUUGGAGGUUCACCUGCAGGUGCCAAAGAGAGCAGGUAGCCUGGGAUGGGGUAUUGCCAGAUGCUGAUCAGAGACCCCAGUGAGGUCAGGGUCAUGUCACUGGGCCCCAGUGCUUGCUUGUUGUCUGCUGGAAAGGGGGCAUGAGUGUCUCUUGCCCCUUCAUUUGCCAAAUAGAAGAGGGUCAGGGCUUGGAGGAAGAUGACCCUGGUCUCACACCCAUCUUUCCAACUCCUCUGGCACUGGGGAGGGCCUGUGUGUGUGUGUGUUGCUCUUUGUGUGCAAUUCUGUUUUCCAGGUCUGUGUGUGUCCUUGGCUCCUGUUCCUCAGCUCUCCAGUCCGAGUUGGCCUCUCUCCUGUGGGCCUCUGUCUUCUGGGAAUAGGGCAGGGAUUCCUCUUUCCAGGGCUGUAGAGAGGUGCCCAGAUUUGCACAGGAGUGGGAGCAGAAGGAGGGUGGCCUGGGAGAGAAGUCUUUUAUUUUUUGUGCCAAAUCCCUAAGUGCCAUUUGGGGGCCACAUGUGCAGCAUGACUGUCUCCCUGCCUAGGGCAGGGACACAGGUGCCUGCCUGAGCCUCAGUGCCCUGGGCACUUCGCCUGUUUAGGGUUUGGUGGGCAGGCUUUGCAGGAAUCUGCCUCGGUUCCCCAGCUUGUGUCCUGGGAUAUGGUGUUCUUUAAGAUGAGGGUAAGUCUGGGGUCCCUCUGAGGACCCAGCUACUGGUACUAAGGGGUGGGGCAGGGGAAUCUUACACUAGGCCUUUGCCUGGGUCUAGCCUGUUCCUGCCUCCCCAGCCCCAUGAAGCCUGUGAGGGAUGGAAGAGGGUUAGCAAGUUGGACUUCAGAUUCUCUUCCUAUCCUGUCUCACCCCAUUCCCUGUAAUCGCCUUGACUCUGGCCUGAAUUAGCUGGUGCCUUGGCUUCUCUGCCUAUAUCUAGUUAAGCCAGAGGCAAUGGCCUGGAUUCUGCACAAAGAGACUAAAGAGAGAAGAGAAUAAACCCUAGAGUUGCAGGGUUCGGGGAGCAGAAGGCGCUCUUGCCCUCCCCUCAAUACUCUUCUGAUACCAGCUCCCUGCAGAAGCCUGUCUCUGGCUCGGUACUGCCUGCCUUGGGCGUUCCUCACGCAUCAACCAAGUGGGCCAUUAGGCACUUCAUUAGCCAAGGCAGCUGAUCCAGAUGGGAAACCCACUUCCCUUCUGCAAGCCGUAUCUCUGACUAGGAAGGGGGAUGCUUGGUGUCAUGGUGUGGGCGUGUGAGUGUCAGCAAACCAGAGUGGGAAGACCUCAGUCCUGGGUGGCCUGUCUCUGCUGCUUGUCAGGUGGCUGGGACCUGUCCACCUUCUGGCCCCCCUACUCCCCAUAGCACCAUGCCAGCUGUGCCCUUCCCCCCAGGCUGCCGAUGCUGGGGGAUGAGUCAGGGGAUGGGAGGCUGUGGGCUUUGGUUUUACAAUGUAACCACUGUGGGAGGUUGGGGAAGGGUGGCAUACCAUGUAUUUCAGUGAAAUAUUUAAUAUAUU
Messenger RNA from Lepus europaeus (European hare), 5955 nucleotides. RefSeq names its product adenylate cyclase 6 (gene ADCY6). The record is from RefSeq and is a predicted model, not a curated record. Gene Ontology annotation, biological process: adenylate cyclase-activating G protein-coupled receptor signaling pathway; cAMP biosynthetic process; adenylate cyclase-inhibiting G protein-coupled receptor signaling pathway. Gene Ontology annotation, cellular component: plasma membrane. Gene Ontology annotation, molecular function: adenylate cyclase activity. The transcript is spliced from 22 exons. Lineage: Eukaryota; Metazoa; Chordata; Mammalia; Lagomorpha; Leporidae. The coding region runs from base 206 to 3700 and encodes 1164 amino acids.